CUCGAGACCAAAUCUACUCCCGCACUAACACCACUGAACACAUUAGAUCAGCAUCCGCAGAUACGUACUACUCUACAAUUCGCAAUGAGCAAGAAAGCUGCUGUGCCCGACGCCUGGGACGACGACUGGGAGUCUCUUGCCGAUAAGCAGAACUCUGUACCCCAACCUGAAGACCCGCCUGCCGAGGUUAAGAUAUCUAAAUCUGAGCGCAAAGCAAAGCAUCAGGAACUGAAUAAGCAACUCUGGGAUUCCGCUGAAAACGCCGAUAGUCGCCUCUUCCUGGAAGCAAAGAACAAUGUUCCCCUGAAGUCUACUUUCAAGCCGAGCGUCACUGUGCUUAGUCGCAAGCCGCCGCCAAAAGUGCUGUCACGCAACGACGCGACCUCGGGAAUGGGUGGGCUGAAGCUCGAUGACGAUGAAGACAGUGAAGAGGAAGCAAGAAAGAGAAGGGCUGAGUCUGUAGCCGAGCAACGCGUACGCACUCAGCGCGAACGUGAAGAGAAGCAGCGCAAGUACAACGAGGUGCGCGAGAAACUAUUCGGGACCUCAGCCACCCCAGCCGAGGAAUCUCAAGGUCGCGCGUCUCCUAGCCGGCAGUCGAGAGGCAAGGGCAAGGGAAGAGGCGGGCGGGACAGCCAGCCAUCGUCCAGCAAUGAUCAGUCACCUGCCCGAGCCGGGAACAAUCAGAGGAGACAGCUUUACGAUCCGGCGUACUCGAUCAAGCCGAAUUCCGUGUACAUCCAGAAGAAAGAGGCUGCAGAUAGUGGACCCGGCAGUCGGCCGGCCACGCCAAAUGAACUACAGCCAAUCCGUGAGCCUCGUGGGCCGAACUCGAGUGGACGAGGGGGCUUUGGAUUUGCGCCCAGGGGAGGAGCCACUGCGUAGUUCAAUUGGCUCGGAAAACACACGAUGCGAUGAUCCUGCCCGGGUGAUGCCUUGCUGCAUACCAAGCCGGUACUCCAGGUCCUGCAGAGCGGUAGAUGAGCAUUCCGCUUGACACGCAAUCCGGGUUGGCUAAUCGAAUCCGCAAAGCAGACUGGAGCAAACCCAGCUUCAUGUAGCUACCCC
Molecule: messenger RNA, 1068 nt
Organism: Mytilinidion resinicola
Lineage: Eukaryota; Fungi; Ascomycota; Dothideomycetes; Mytilinidiales; Mytilinidiaceae
Exons: 3
Coding region: 85-885 (266 amino acids)
Source: RefSeq, a predicted model, not a curated record